CCUCGUUUGCGGCAUAUAAUGGGACCAGCGCGGCAAGCGUCUGCCCGGAAUCACCCCUGCGGAGGUGUUUAAGGCUCUUUUCAAGACUAAGACGAUGCCGGCUGAUAGCGUAAAGUGAUGGCACCCUUGCACAGGCUCCUGGUGGAGUUCCUGCAGUACCCAGGAUCCAGCCACGAUUGGCUUCAGCAGUGGGAAGUGGACUUCUACACCAAUGGCGUGACGGAAUUGCUCGGCACCUCGCUAGCACUGCCACCUGGCGGCAACCGGCAACGGUAUACGGGCAGUCAACUUGCCAUGGCCAUCACCACCAUGAAGUUUGCAUUAGCAUUUUACAGAGACCGGCCUCUGCUGGACAGCGCCAAACAGCCGGAUGACGUAUGCCGUCUGCUCGCGCAGCUGGAGACAUGGCCGUCCACCAACAGACCACUGCUUAACACCGAGCAGCUGGAUAGCCUCGGGGACUAUCUCUCCAGAAUCUUCGGAAACUCGUUCGUGCGCCAGCUGUUGCUGCGACCGCUGUUCGAGACACCGUACCGGCUGGAGUGGAAGCUGAACCGGCCGCUGACGCUGCGCGGCGUGUCGCCCGAGCCGCCACCCGAGCGCGGCCAGGCCAAGAAGGCUAAGCCGAAGCCAAAGUCGAAAAAGAGGGGCAAGAAGAGCGCGCCACCACCGCCCGAAGAGCCGACGCACGAGGUGGGCGUGCAGCUGCGUCCGCCCGGUUACCUGCCGCUCCGACUGGCCGCCCCGCUGCCCGUGCUCUACGAGCUUUACACCGGCGAGGUGUACGACGAGGAGGAGAUGAAGAAGAAGAAGAAGAAGGGCAGGAGGAAAUAG
This is a messenger RNA of Pollicipes pollicipes, 834 nucleotides long. RefSeq lists its product as uncharacterized. The record is from RefSeq and is a predicted model, not a curated record. The transcript is spliced from 4 exons. NCBI's taxonomy places the organism in Eukaryota, Metazoa, Arthropoda, Thecostraca, Pollicipedomorpha, Pollicipedidae. The coding region runs from base 118 to 834 and encodes 238 amino acids.